GAAAGCACAAAUCAGACUGUUGUAUAAAGUUUUUUUAAUAAACAUUCCAAGUCAUGUAAAAUCUGUAUAUUUGAUGAACCUGCUACACAAGUUACGCGUCUAUACAAACGUAUAAAAUAUAUGAUAUGAUUAGUUGUUGCAUUCUUAAACCAAUGGAAGAAAUGAGAGAAUGACAUGGAUUUGUGUUCAGCACAUCUACAGAUACUGCUACAACAAGACAAAGUAUUUGCUCAAUACUUUAAUGAAUACCUAUCACUGCCUAUUUUCAAAAAGCAGUUGCACUGGGAUAAAGUUAAAGACGUUUUUUGCUUCAAGACUGGCUUAACAGACAAAGCUGCCAAUGAUUUUCAAACCAACUAUCUUCCAGAAUGGAUUGAACAUCACAGACUUCCACAUUUUAUGAAUAGUUUGGUUUAUAGAGAAUAUAAAUUGUAUUUAGCUCUGACUCAAAGGUUCUUGCCAAAUGCUUCAUCAAAAAGCGGUUCGAGCCUUUCGACAGCCAAGCGUAAGUCUGUCAACUUUAACUUUGACGUCAGCCACAAAGACAGACCAUCGACAACGAAAUUUUCCCUCCCACCUGUUGCCAAAAUAACUCAACUGACUCGAAGUAAUACGUUUCCAGAAUUUGACAAAAAGUUUUACGAUUUUUACGACGACCUUAGUGAACCUGGACGUGAAAGUGUUCUGGAGUUUCGUAACAGCAGAGAUGAUGAAUCCAUAAUCGCUGCGAUUGAGCGUGUAUCGACAGGGAGUUUAAAUUUGUUAAACAGCUUAAUUGAUACAUAUUUGUCAAAUAUUCUACAAAUGAAACGAUUUAUCGCAUUUCUUCGUCAACAUUUGCUAGCUGAACAUCUCCUUACAAUAUGGAUAGAGAUCGAGUUAUUUAAAACAUUACGACUGUUGGAUGAAACACAACUUUCUUGUGUGUCUGGAAACUCAUUGAAGCAAAUUAGAAUCAGAAUAUUAAGAUUCUUACAAGAAAGGUUUUGUCAACAAUUAACUGGUGAGGCCAAGCUUCAGUUGUUGAGUGGAGGGCAAGAUAAUGAUGCGGCAUUAAUUUUGUUGUUACAAGCUCAAAGUGAUGUCCUAGAUCGCCUGCAGAAGUAUUGGCUACCAAGAUAUCUUCUGCAUCUAAAUAUUUCCAAAAACAACAAUGAAACUCUUCAAUAUUCUCAAGACCAAAUACCUGUGCAAUUAUCAGAACAGAUGUUUCCAUCAAUAUCAUUGGCGAAGUCAUUGCCGGUGCUUGAUGACAUGAAACCAAAAGAAGUUAAUGCUCACACUAUCCAGUAUGGUGCAAAUAGAAAAACUCCUGAUGACAUAAGUAACGAUAUGGAGUUGUUGGAAGCCUUAGCUGCAGAGAGAGAUGCGGGUAGUCCUUUCUCCUGUUGGAUUGCCAGUUGCCAUGAUGCUGCGUUUUCGUGGUUAUCCUUAUGGCUGGAUGUCAAUGACUAUGUGAAGUAUUUAUAUCAUUCAGAAGACAGAUUCUUGCGCCUAUCUAACCUAUGGAAAUUAUAUCACAAACAUUUUAGUCCAGAAAGUGCGAUUUCUAGUGCUGUUGGUACAGAAAGACUCCAUUCUCAAAUAUCGUCGAUAAAGAAUAUCACAGAAUCAAAAGUUACAAAUUUAUUCUCUAAAACUCAGAACAUUGCAUUGCAAAAGUUGAAACCAUAUUGGUUGAAAUACUGUGAAGACGAUGAACUCAGCCUGCAACUCAUGAACAGAAGAUCGCAUGAUAGAGAAUCAGUAUAUCGACAAACUCCUUCAGAACGCGCUUUCUACGUAUCGACAGCAGAAUCUAGAUUUUUAACUUCAAGGUGGACACAAAGACAUCCUGGAUCAUCAGAAUCACAAAGACGAAGUCGUCUCCAUACAGCAAUUGCUUUGGCUGAACGCAGUGAUUUGAAACGAUUUUAUAGAACUUCACGUGCAAGAUAUCGUGCUUCGAACAAGCAAGACAACCAAUCAGAAGAGGAUGAAAGCGAAAGUGAAAGUGAUGAUGAUAUAACCGAGAAUAAUGACAAUGAUUUCUUGGAAUUUGUUGAAAAUGUUGGAAUGAUGUCAAAGUUUAAAGAAUUUGUACAGAAUGAAGAAGGUAGAGGUCUCACGAAUGACUUGCUUAUGUUCUUGGAAAUAGAAGCAUACUUUUCCAUAGGAUUUGGUAAAUCAAGUCAAAAACAACAGAAUGCCAUGGCGAUAUAUGAAAACUUCUUCGAUCAGACAUCCAGAAGAGCAGCACAUCUACCAAUCACGUUUAUUGAUCAUGCUACAAAAAACAGACCCAACUCUGCAAUGCUACGAGAAGCACAACAAUGUGUUUUACCAGACUUGAAUCACUGCUUUGAAACAUUUUUGGAGAAAACAAACAUGCUAGUUACAUCAUCAAGUGGAAACAGUAGCCAAGUCGCAUCCAGAGUUAGUAUGGCGAGAAAUACAAAACAAAUGAAUGGUUAUACUUCUGAUGUUGAUAAGAGAGAUGCUUCACAAUUUUUGCAGGUGGAAGGUGGAAGAAAAAAACGGAGAAGAAAGCGCAAGGGUAGUGGAAGAGCCGUAGUAACAAAAGAAGAUCAUCAAAGAUUUAUCAGUGUGCUAUCCUCUAAUUCUAAACACUCUGGCUUGAUUGAGAAAUUUCGGAGAUAUUUACUAUCUUGUGGAGGUGGUGGAUUUUCAAGAUUAGAAAAAGAUUUGUUAUUCUGCGUCGAAGUUAUGAAGUUCAAGGAACUCUACAGCUACAUGGAUGAGUUUGCUUUGAAGAGGAAAGUGGAGGUUAUCGUUGAUGUGUUUUUGGACUCGGCGUCACCACCCUGGCUACAGGUUGAUGUGUCACCAGACAUUGCAUCAAAAAUUUCGCAGAAAUGUCAACACGUCCACUCUAUAAAGCGCAACUUACCUCGAGAUUUUAAAGAUAGGAACAUGUUUGACGAGGCUCAACACAUGGUGAUGGAGGAACUGCUGCCAUUUUGGAGCGGUUUUUUAAGAAUCAACAACCCAGAUGAUGUGAACGAACUAAAAGAAACAAAGUGGGAAAAGAGGCAACAUCGCUUGUACCAAGAAUUUCUAAAAUUUACACCGAAAACGCAGACAGUUCAAGUGACACCUAGCGCACUAAAUCAAGAUUGUUCCAAAACUCAACUAACUUUUUCAUUAGCAAAAGGCUAUACAUGGAAGGAAUCCAAAUCACGAAAGAAAGCAGAUGUUAAUAAAACAGAGAGAGAGGCUCAAAGUGACAGUAAAGAAAUGUCGGUAGCGUAACCUGUUGUUUACUGUCCGCGCAACAAGACUUUGACAACGUAAUGUUGGAUUCAGGGACAGUGAGAAUGAAGAUGGUGUUUUCAGUGGGUGGUCAAGUUAUUGGCAUCGUUUUGAACAUUUUAAUCGAAGGGCAAUUAAGACUAGCAUAUUAUCUUCAGUUAAAGUUAAUGUGUAAAUAAUGUAUAAAAUAAUCAAAAUCUACGUGCAAUCUCGCAUUAUCAAUUUUCGUUUGUUAAUGUUUAGAACUGAUCUUUAAACUACUUAACCGAUUAAUUACAUAUUUCUUAAAUUCUAGAAUAUAUCACAUCUUUUAAAAUUUUUAACUUUUCGACUUUCUUACAGAAACAUUAUCAGGAAAGAAGAAAUAAAUAACUUUCACACAGUUUAAAUUGCAUAUACAUAUGCUGUACGACCUAAUGAAAGUCAUUUCGAGUCUGCGUCGAUGUAGAGAUAUCCCCACAACUACUACCCGUUGAUUAGCGUCAACUCUGAGGGCUCCAGAGAUCUAAAAAUAUGUCAUAUGCCAUCGACACAUAAUCAAGAAAAAAAUGACAAUAUAUCGAACGUGUUUUGGAAAUUUAGCCUGCCAUUGUGACACCACUCGUCGUCGGAACAAACAGCGGUAUCUGAAUUAAAUGCCGGAAGUUAAUAGGCCAUGGG
Hydractinia symbiolongicarpus is the source of this 3912-nucleotide messenger RNA. RefSeq lists its product as uncharacterized. The record is from RefSeq and is a predicted model, not a curated record. Gene Ontology annotation, biological process: regulation of signal transduction. NCBI's taxonomy places the organism in Eukaryota, Metazoa, Cnidaria, Hydrozoa, Anthoathecata, Hydractiniidae. The coding region runs from base 175 to 3252 and encodes 1025 amino acids. The transcript has 22 exons. Gene Ontology annotation, molecular function: G-protein alpha-subunit binding.